Messenger RNA from Lodderomyces parapsilosis, 675 nucleotides. RefSeq names its product negative cofactor 2 transcription regulator complex subunit (gene HFL2). The record is from RefSeq and is a predicted model, not a curated record. Lineage: Eukaryota; Fungi; Ascomycota; Pichiomycetes; Serinales; Debaryomycetaceae. The coding region runs from base 1 to 675 and encodes 224 amino acids. Gene Ontology annotation, biological process: positive regulation of transcription by RNA polymerase II; negative regulation of transcription by RNA polymerase II; transcription by RNA polymerase II. Gene Ontology annotation, cellular component: negative cofactor 2 complex; nucleus. The transcript has a single exon. Gene Ontology annotation, molecular function: protein heterodimerization activity; transcription corepressor activity; core promoter sequence-specific DNA binding.
AUGUCCAAUCUACGCCAUUUGAUGAACUAUGAUGAUGACAACAACACUGCUGCUAAUAAUAAUGGACACAGUAACUACAAUACUCGCAGAAGUUCCAGUAACGCAUUCAGUAUAAAUAACCUAAUCAAUGGGCCAGUGCCAUCUGCUAGCAACAGCAAUAACAAUGACAACAACAAUGACAGUGCACUUCCGAAACUAGAAUACAAUUAUGCAAGUCCACAACAAAGCGCGAUAUAUGCCAGUGGUAGUAGUAUAAGUAAUCAAGUGCCAGAACAUCACUCAACGGCAUCAGAACAAGAUGAAAAUGAUGAUGAUCAGGAUGAGGAAUAUGUCGAUGACGAUGAAGAGAAGAAAGCCACGCCGACAAAUCGCGUAUCACAAGAGCAGAUACUAGCCAGUUUCGAACGCAUCAAGACCCAUUUCCCUGCCGCCAGGAUCAAGAAGAUUAUGCAAAGUGAUGAAGAAAUUGGUAAAGUUGCCCAAGCCACCCCCAUAAUUGUUGGAAGAGCAUUGGAAAUCUUUAUGGCCAAUUUGGUUGAAGUUUCUGUGUUGCAAGCUAAACAACAAGGUGUGAAACGAAUCACUGCGUCUCAUGUGAAGUCAGCUAUUGAAAAUACCGAACAGUUUGAUUUUUUGGUUGAAGCGGUUGAAAAGUAUCCUUCGUUGAAGAACUAA